AUGGGAAGACGUAAGAAGGCGUUGCAAGGCGUGUUGAAGCGUAGCGAGGCGGAGCAAGGCGUGCAGAUCUAUAAUCUCCAUCAAUUUCAAGAAUUCUCUUCAUCUUUUGACUGCAAGCUUACGCUUCAAUGCUUCAAGGCUUAUGCCUCGCGUAGCGCUACUGAAAAUGCCUCGCCUAUACGCCUCGCCUUUGAAAACAUUGGUUUUGAGGUGUUGCAUAACAUGCAACCUCAAAUAAAACGAGAAACAAAGGGAUAUGCUCUGUCAAGAGACAAAGGGAUUCCGUUUUCAUCCAGAUGGCAAAAAUUGCACCCAAAACACAAAGUUCCUUCCGAUGCAGUUUGGCUCUGUGCAGCCAUCAGCAUUCUCCUUGGACUUCCAGUCCUGAAAGUUAAUGUAGUCUUCACUGCAAUAACUUCCAUAUGCACAAUUGGAUGGGUAGGAGGAUAUGCAGUUCCAAUCUUUGCAAGAAUGGUAAUGGCCAAGAAGAACUUCAAACCCGGGCCAUUUUAUUUGGGGAAAGCAAGAAGGCCAAUUUGCUUUGUUGCCUUCCUGUGGAUUUGUUAUACCUGUUCAGUCUUCCUCCUCCCCACUUGCUACACGAUUAGUUGGGAUACAUUCAAUUAUGCACCUGUUGCUUUGAGUGUAGGUUUGGGUCUGAUAAUGCUUUGGUGGGUGUUGGAUGCAAGGAAAUGA
Prunus armeniaca (apricot) is the source of this 696-nucleotide messenger RNA. The record is from the annotation of a GenBank genome assembly. NCBI's taxonomy places the organism in Eukaryota, Viridiplantae, Streptophyta, Magnoliopsida, Rosales, Rosaceae.